GGCCAAGGGGCCGUUUAUAUGCGACAACAUCAUGGAGGAGCCAACUCGUUAGGACCAAGCAAGAUGAUGUAUCAAUCAGUAUACCGCCCGUCUAUAAUGACGUGGAUCAUCCUUUUCUCCUGCAUUGAUGGAUGGGCGAAAGGAUCGGCCCUGGUGCAAUCAGAUAAGAUCGGUGAACCUCGUGGAAUCAUAAUCAUUUUAACUAGUCAACCGACUAACACCCUCGAUCGGACAUCCUGUGGGAACUAUAUAUUCGCGCGGUAGGUAGCUGCUAAUCCAGGGGUUCGUCGACGCAAGCGCUGCAUUAGCUGGUGAUGAUCUGCCUGAUCGAGUUGGCUUGUUUCGGUAGCGCUGUUAUAGCGCCAUUUGUAUACCACGGAGGAUAUCAAAGAGAGGGAAGCUUUACAUCACCGAGUCAUA
Molecule: messenger RNA, 420 nt
Organism: Aspergillus candidus
Lineage: Eukaryota; Fungi; Ascomycota; Eurotiomycetes; Eurotiales; Aspergillaceae
Exons: 1
Coding region: 19-264 (81 amino acids)
Source: RefSeq, a predicted model, not a curated record